Messenger RNA from Juglans regia (Persian walnut), 1236 nucleotides. RefSeq names its product protein FAR1-RELATED SEQUENCE 5-like. NCBI's taxonomy places the organism in Eukaryota, Viridiplantae, Streptophyta, Magnoliopsida, Fagales, Juglandaceae. The record is from RefSeq and is a predicted model, not a curated record. The transcript is spliced from 2 exons. Bases 1 to 1236 code for a protein of 411 amino acids.
AUGGCUGACUCCAGUGACCUUGGUCAUCCAGAGGAACCAAUUUAUAAUAUUGAUAGUGAUGAACUUGAGGCUGAAAGUGAAAACAUUCAAUGUGAUGUGAAUGUUGAAGAUAGUGUCAAUGUCGAAGAUGGAGUGAAUGUGAUUCCCUCUUCAAGUAGUGGUCCGUUAGAGCCAUUCAUUGGUAUGAUAUUUGAGGAGGUCGAAGACGCCCAAACAUUUUACAAGGCAUAUGCAAGGCGACAAGGAUUCGCAAUCCGGACGAAUCAUACUCGAUUGUUGAAAGAUGAUAAAACUCUUUGUGCAGUAGACCAUGUUUGCACAAGGGAAGGAUUUCGGCGAGUAAGUCAGAAAGACACAGAUCGACAACUCCCUGAACCCGCUGAGACAAAGAUUGGAUGUAAGGCAAUGAUGGGAAUAAAGAAAAAUGGUGAAAAGUGGAUAGUCAACAAGUUUGUAGUUGGACAUAAUCAUAUUCUACUUACACCGAGAAGUACUAGCUUCCUUCGUGGGCAUAGGAGAGUUACUAAAGUCCAAAAAAAACUUAUUAUGACUUUGAAUGAAUCCGGUGUACCGACAAGAAAAAUAAUGUCGGUGUUGAGUAAAGAUUCAGGUGGUGAAUUUAAUGUCGGUUGUAUUGGCAUGGAUGUAGAAAAUUACUUGGGAAGCAAAAGGAGGAAAAUAUUUCAAGAAGGGGAUGCACAAAGGUUAUAUUCAUACUUUCUUGAUCGACAACUCAAAGAACCUGGGUUUGUUUUCUCCAUGCAAGUUGACAAGGAUGGGAGUAUGGGAAGCUGUUUUUGGGCUGAUGCGAGAUCAAGAGCUGCAUAUCAAUAUUUUGGGGAUGUUGUUACAUUUGAUGCCACUUACCUUACCAAUAUUUAUAAAAUGCCAUUUGUGCCAUUUUCUGGAGUUAAUCAUCAUCACCAGACCAUAAUGUUCGGUUGUGCUUUGUUGGUUAAUGAAACGGGAGAAUCAUAUACAUGGUUAUUGAGAACAUGGCAAGAAGCAAUGCUUGGGCGUGCCCCAUCAACGAUAAUUACCGAUGAUGACAAGGCGAUGGCUAAGGCAAUUGUAGAGGUACUCCCGAAUACAACUCAUAGGUUGUGCUUGUGGCACAUUUUACAAAAAUUUCCCGAACACUUGGCCCAUGUAUACAACAAGUUUCCGGACUUUCAGAAAGAUUUUCGUCAUUGCAUACAUGAGACAAUUACUACUGAUGAGUUCGAGCAAGAAUGA